GUUACAUCUAAAUACGACCGACAUCAAUCAUGCGGAACUUUAGUUUAAAGUCAGCGUUUUCUCCACGGAGGUAAAAGUGAACGUAAAACAAAGAAAAGUUCGCUCCUUUUUGGCUCCUGCCUUUAUUCCAGCGAUUUCGUUUCAAUUUCUCUCACAAAACACCAAUAUAAAUGCAUAAAACGUGUGUUUUUAAAUAUUUUUAAUUUAAAACUCUUUCGUCGCCAUGGGAGUUCACGGACUGUGGAGGCUGCUGGAGAGCACAGGAAAACCGAUCAACCCCGAGACUUUGGAGGGGAAGAUACUUGCUGUUGACAUCAGCAUAUGGCUGAACCAGGCAGUGAAGGGGGUGCGGGACCGUGAAGGCAACAGCGUCCAGAACGCCCACCUCCUCACCCUGUUCCACCGCAUCUGCAAGCUGUUGUUCUUCCGCAUCAGACCCGUCUUUGUGUUUGAUGGAGACGCGCCUCUGUUGAAGAAGCAGACUCUGGCCCAAAGGCGGCAGAGAAAGGAGGAGUUGACCCGUGAGUCAAAACAGACCAACGAGAAACUUCUUAAGACCUUCCUGAAGAGACAGGCCUUAAAAGCUGCUCUGGGAGAUCACAGUAAAGAUCCUCUUCCAAGCAACUCGAGUGUGAGGCGAGAUGAGGUGGAUGAUCUGUAUGUUUUACCAGCUAUUCCACCAGCGGAGGAUGUGGAAAGAAGCAGGUCAUCUUCUCCCAGUUCAGAAGAGGAGAGUCAGGAAGUGGCAGACAGUUUUCAUGUUUACCAGGAGGAACUGUAUGAAGACCCAAACUCGGUGGAUAUCAACUCUGAGGAGUUUGCCAGUCUGCCUGCUGAGAUGAGACACGAGAUGCUCAAAGAAAUGAGGGAGUUUUCCAAGAGACGACGCACCAUGUUCCACAAACCCCCAGAGCGCUCGGGAGACUUCUCGCAGUACCAGCUGGCCGGCCUGCUGCAGAGGAACCGGCUGAACCUGCGUCUGGAGGGCGUAGAGAAAGAGAUGAACCAGCACAGCGCUGGAAGUGCUCCACAGCUCUGUCAGCAGGACGGAGGUCUCCUCAGUCACAGCGUGGAGGCCAACCGACUGGUUUCUGAGGACCACUCGCACUACAUUCUUAUUAAAGGCUCCAAAAACAAGAACGCCUCAGAGAACAAACCUGCAGCUGCAGCCUGGUCGGGUCUGUCUGUGUCAGGCGUCAGGAAACCAGCAGACAGACCCGAGCCUCUCUGGAGACCCGUCUUAGAGGACGAAGAUGAAGUGCGAGCCACCUGCUCUGGAGACGCCAAACCCCCUCAGCAGCUUCAGAGAGAGGCAACCCCACCUUCUCCUCGGACGCUCAAGGCGAUCCAGGCAGCUAUGAACGACAGCUCAGAUGAAGACGAGGUCCAGCAGAAGGACAGAAGUGUGUCUCCACGCACCAUGAGGGCAAUCCAGCAAGCUUUAACCGAGAAGAAAGAAGACGCGCUAAACGAGAGUCUUCAUCAUCCUGUGCCCCCGGUGGAGAUCAGCAGCUCGGAUGAGGAGACUCGAGCUACCAGUGAAACCUCGGAGUAUAACAGGAACACAGCAGGUCUAAGUCCUCACAUAGAAGACAGUUCAUACAGCAGCAGCUCAGAGGAGGAGUUGGAGGAGGUGAUUGGACAGAGAAACAAAGCGCUUCGGUUUGCGGCGCUCCAUCUGCCUCACGAAACAGAGGCAGAGUCUAAAGAGGAGGAUGGAAAACGACCAGAGAAAGACCUGGAACACAGGGAACAGGACAUCGCUUUGGAGUCCAUCAAACACAGAUCAGCGGUGAAUCAUUAUCAGCAGCCAGACGAUAAAGAUCGUUCUGAGGACAAAACCUCAGAGCUACCAGAGGAGACGAACAAAGACGACAUGAAGCCAGAAAGCAGUGCAGAAAGUGACUCUGAGGAGAGUUUCAUCGAGGUGCCAGAAAAGCUUAAAGUGGAGGAGGCAGUUGUGAAAACAGACGACAUCCGUGCUGAUCUAACGAAGAAGGAAGAAGAAGCAGAGGCGGGUUUGAUGGAGAGUCCUGACCGUCCAGCUGCUGCUGUGGAUGCUGAGGAAGAUGAGGAUGAAGUGGGAGAACCGAAGGAGGAAGCAGACACAGAGGCUGCACCAGCACAGCCUGUGAAUGAAUGGGAACAGCUUGAUAUGGAUGACCUUGAGGCUCUGGAAACCUCCCUGCAGGCGGAGCAGAACAACCUGAAAGAGCAGAAACAGCAGCAGGAGCGGAUGGCCAACACUGUGACGGGCCAGAUGUACCUGGAAAGCCAGGAGCUACUACGACUGUUCGGCGUUCCGUUCCUGGUGGCUCCGAUGGAGGCCGAGGCUCAGUGUGCGGCGCUGGACCGCGCCGACCAAACGCACGGCACCAUCACCGACGACUCGGACGUGUGGCUGUUCGGAGGACGGCACGUUUACAAGAACUUCUUCAGCCAGAACAAAUACGUUGAACACUACCAGUACAGCGACCUGCAGAACCAGCUGGGUCUGGACAGAGCUAAAUUAAUAAACUUGGCGUACCUCCUCGGGAGCGACUACACCGAGGGAGUGCCAGGAGUCGGCUACGUGACCGGAAUGGAGAUCCUGAACGAGUUUCCUGGACCAGGUUUGGAGCCUCUCCUACAGUUUAGUCAGUGGUGGUCACAAGCUCAGGAGAAGAAGCGUCUCACGGGUGACCCCAAAGACACGAAGGUGAAGAAGAAGCUGAGGGCCUUGAAGCUCCAGUCCGGUUUUCCGAACCCCACCGUCGCUCAGGCGUAUUUAGAACCCGCCGUUGAUCCGUCCAGCACCUCCUUCAGUUGGGGGCGCCCCCAACUGGAUGUGAUCAAAGAAUUCUGCUUGAGCCGUUUUGGUUGGAGCAGCAGAAAGACGGAGGAGGUCCUUCAGCCUGUCAUCAAGCAGCUCAACAGCCAGCAGACCCAGCUGCGGAUAGACUCAUUCUUCCGCAUGGAGCAGCAGGAAAAGCAGGUGAUCCAAAGUCAGCGGCUCCGCCGAGCAGUUACCUGCCUGAAAAGAAAAGAGCGAGAAGGGGAAGACAGUAAAGACAGCGAGGAGGAAGAACAAUCCCCUACCAAAUCUAGAAAACCAGAUCAGAACAGACCAGACGGGCAGAGGAGCACGACGACAGCAGCUGGAGGUUUCCUCGGAUCUGAGUUGGUGCUGGAACCUCUUCUCCCCUCCGUCUGCAGCCCCGCCCCUCAGUCCUCAGUGGUAAGGAAUCCUCCUCCAUCAGGAAAGACUCCAUGUGCAGAGCUUCAGAGCAGCAGCUCCGGCGAGGACAGUGACAUAGGUGGGGAAAUGGUCACAGCCAGAUCCGUGUUUGAAGGCAACAAACGCGGCCGUGGAGCGAAAGGGCCGAGAGGAAGAGGAGGAUCCAGAGGAAGAGGAAGAGGGAAGAAGCUGUGAACACCUGAGGUCUAACUUGAAGAAUUAAAGAUCAAAGUCACAAACAAAAUAUUUGAUAUGUAGAUCAGGAAGGAACCUCUUCUGAAGUGAAGUCUAUGAAUUUUGUAAACUGAUUCAAAUACCUCAUUCCUGUUUGGAGUUUUUUAACAAGGACAUUAUUUGUCAUUAAAUAUUGAGUGUCUACCAUGUUUUGGUCCUUUUUACUUCUGCUCAGAGCAUUGAAACCCACUGAUCACUUUUAUUUUUGCAGUUCUAUUAAAGCUCAGAACUGAUUGAAA
Oryzias melastigma (Indian medaka) is the source of this 3690-nucleotide messenger RNA. RefSeq names its product excision repair cross-complementation group 5 (gene ercc5). NCBI's taxonomy places the organism in Eukaryota, Metazoa, Chordata, Actinopteri, Beloniformes, Adrianichthyidae. Gene Ontology annotation, molecular function: single-stranded DNA binding; DNA endonuclease activity. Bases 224 to 3412 code for a protein of 1062 amino acids. Gene Ontology annotation, cellular component: nucleus. Gene Ontology annotation, biological process: nucleotide-excision repair. The transcript has 15 exons. The record is from RefSeq and is a predicted model, not a curated record.